Eublepharis macularius is the source of this 1290-nucleotide messenger RNA. RefSeq names its product growth differentiation factor 7 (gene GDF7). Gene Ontology annotation, molecular function: cytokine activity; growth factor activity. Gene Ontology annotation, biological process: BMP signaling pathway; SMAD protein signal transduction. Bases 1 to 1290 code for a protein of 429 amino acids. The record is from RefSeq and is a predicted model, not a curated record. Gene Ontology annotation, cellular component: extracellular region. The transcript is spliced from 2 exons. NCBI's taxonomy places the organism in Eukaryota, Metazoa, Chordata, Lepidosauria, Squamata, Eublepharidae.
AUGGGACUCGAUGCAAGAAUCCCCGGGCAGCCCCACGAACCCGGUUCCUUCUUUUUCUCUCCGUCGGUUCAGAUGAGCGCGCCGGGAACACAACGGGCUUUGACGGGCUGGAAAAACGUGUUUCGCUUGGCCCGGAACCUGAAGCCCCAAAAGCUGGAGGAGGAGGCUCUCAGCGGAGAGGAGAGGGGGGAGGUAGGGCCCCAGUGCAUUUUAGGCCUAGCCGAGAGCGCGGGAGGAAGUUCGGGAGCCUCUCGGGAUCUGGCGCGCUCAGGCUUCCCCGACGGGGCGCACGGACAGCGCCUCACCGGGCAGGCCAGGCCAGUCACGGCGUGUCUUUGUGCCUCUCUUGCAGACGACGCUCCCUGGGAGGCCGAGGAGCAGCGCUACCUCUUCGACGUCUCCCGCCUGCAGGAGCCGGACGAGGUGGUGGGCGCCGAGCUGCGGAUCCUGCGCAAGCCGCCCGAGAACCGGAGCCUGGCGCUGUCCACCGACGGCCUCCUCCACCGCCUGCUGCUCUCGGCCUGCCCCGGCGCCGGCGGCCCCGAGCCCCCGCUCUGGGACUCGCGGGCCGGCGACCUGCUGGACUCGGGCGGCGCGGCGGAGCCGCAGUGGGAGGUCUUCGACGUGCGGGCUGCCUUGAGGGCCGGGGCCGGGGCCGAGCGUCCGCGGGCGCUCUGCUUCCUGCUGCGGGUCGUCUCCGAGCGCUCAGGCCGCCUCUUGGCCCCCGCGCAGCUGGGCUUCGGCCGCCGGGAGCCGCCGCCGCCCGCCGAGAGGGCCCUGCUGGUGGUCUUCUCGCGGGCCGGCCGCAAGGAGAGCCUCUUCAAGGAGAUCCGCGAGAAGGCCAAGGCGCUGGGCGCCCUCCCGGAGGCCCUCCCCGGGCAGAGGCGCCGGCGGCGCAGGACGGCGCUGGCCGGCCGGGCCGGGGCCGGGGCCGGGGCGGGGCCCGGGGGCCGCGGGCAGGGCAAGAAGGGCCGCAGCCGCUGCAGCCGCAAGGCCCUGCACGUCAACUUCAAGGAGCUGGGCUGGGACGACUGGAUCAUCGCGCCCCUGGACUACGAGGCCUACCACUGCGAGGGCGUGUGCGACUUCCCGCUGCGCUCGCACCUCGAGCCCACCAACCACGCCAUCAUCCAGACGCUCAUGAACUCCAUGGACCCCGAGGCCACCCCGCCCAGCUGCUGCGUCCCCUCCAAGCUCAGCCCCAUCAGCAUCCUCUACAUCGACGCCGGCAACAACGUGGUCUACAAGCAGUACGAGGACAUGGUGGUCGAGGCCUGCGGCUGCAGGUAG